Messenger RNA from Juglans microcarpa x Juglans regia, 2340 nucleotides. RefSeq lists its product as uncharacterized. The coding region runs from base 80 to 2158 and encodes 692 amino acids. Gene Ontology annotation, cellular component: SMN complex; nucleus. Gene Ontology annotation, biological process: spliceosomal snRNP assembly. The record is from RefSeq and is a predicted model, not a curated record. NCBI's taxonomy places the organism in Eukaryota, Viridiplantae, Streptophyta, Magnoliopsida, Fagales, Juglandaceae. The transcript is spliced from 5 exons.
AAAACCCCAACACUCGCCCUAUUCUGCUCUCUCUUAAGGCAGAACCCUCUCUCUCUCUCUCUCUCUCUCUCUCUGAAUCAUGGAUUCUGAUGGAUGCUUCGGUUGCAAACAAAGAAUCACGGAGAUCGGAGACACCCAAGAGUCUCUCACACCAUCUCCCCCGUCACUGCAAUCUUCCACUCCUCUUUAUCCCCAAGAAAAUAAAGAAGAGCAAGGGAUUGCUGAGAAUAAGAAGCUGAGCUUCCUUCCUGACUCCAAGAAGGCAAGCUGUCCUUAUCUUGAGGCAUCUCAGAUCAUAACUGAAGAAAAUCAAGAACUGGGUUUUACUUCUUUUGCUGGAAAAAGUCGAGAAGUGUUGGGUUCUUUGGUUUCUGGUAAUGGGGGUUUGAGGAAAAUGGUCGAGGAUUUUGGUCAAGGCGUGGAAAAGAUUGAGGAUUUCAAAGGAAAGCAAGAAAAGGUUGGUUCUGUGAAGGGUGAGGAUGAAGAGAGUUUCAAAGAAAGCUCUUCGUCUGAUUUUACUGAAAAGAAAGAGGAGGCCUUUGUGAUAAACGAAGUGGGUGCCGAGGUGGGCUCUUCUGUUAAAGAAGUUAACGUCGAAUCGCCAAAAGAAAUGGAAUCUCGAAGUCUCUUGGAAGUGAAAAAGAAACAACUUUUGGAGGAGCUUGAAGUUGUGUUGAUGGCUGAAGAUAAAACACAUGCGGGAAAAGUCUCUGAUUUUGAGGGUUCUUUGAAGAUUGAAGUAAUCGAUCAAACGGCAUUGAUUAAAUUCAAUGACCACUGUGCAGGGAGGAAAGAGAACAGGGAUGUGAAACAAGAAGUGGAUGGAAAGAAGGCGAGGCGGUCACGUAGAAAGGCUAAAAAGGAUUUCGAGUUGAUUGGGAGGCCCAAGAAUGUCCUUGUGAAGGGUCAAAAUGAAAAUGGGUGUAGAAACAAUGGGGAUGGAACCAAGAAGGUAUACUCGAAGAAGGAGAUGGAGGCCCUGAGGUUUGCAAACAUUGUAGAGCAACGGGAAAUCUGGAAAGAGAUAUACAACAUGCUCGGGGCUGCUGUUGCGAGGGAGUACGAUGACUUGGCAAGCUCUAAGAAUCAGAAGCAUAUCUACUUGAAUCUUGAUCCUCGGCCGCGCUUCGCGAAGAAGGAAGGGGCCCCUGCGAUUCUCAGGGAAGCAUGUGCUGAAAAUAUGGAUUGUGGUCUUAUAAGCAUGGAAAAUAAUGAAACAGAGAGUCUGUCUCUCGUGGAUCCCUCUUGUUGUCCGAAUGUUAGUGAUGGAGAUGGCUGCACAGGUCUAGAAAAAGAGAACAGUGAAGAUGAUGACAGUGAUGAAGAUUUUGCAAGCAUACAGAAACCUGCCUUUUCAGUUGAAGGAGAACCCAAUUUUGAGUCUGGUCCUCCAGAAGAUGGAUUAGAAUAUUUGAGGCGUGUUAGGUGGGAAGCUGCUCAGAUUCCAAAAGUGAAGGUAGCCAAGUUUGAUGGGAGUAAAUUUAACAAAGAACAGAGUGUUUAUAUGCCCCAGAUUCCAGAUAUUGCCCAGUGUCCUGAACAUCUACUACCAUUGAAACAAUGGGAGGAUUCAUUUCUUGCUGAUUUUUCAGAGCUACGGCUGGCCCUGUCACGUCUUGAAGGUUCUAGUGAAAAGCUGCAAUCUUUGCUGGUUAUAAAUGAACAAUGGCAUUCCCACCAGCUACUCCGGGAUAAUAUUCACAAAAAUUUGGAUACCAACACAGUCCAUUCAAAUCAGUCUCAUGAUUCUUCCAGGCCUCAAUGUACUGUCGAUGAGCCAUCAAUAUUUACUGCUGAAGAUGUUGAGAACUCUCAACCUUUGGGAUAUAUGAACCCAAAGACUCUUGCUGAAAAUUCUGGCCCGCCCUUGUCUGUGAUUUUAAGAAUGGACUCGGUAACUCAAGUUUCAACAUUGAGAAAAUGCAUAAGCUCAGUAGAGAACAUGAAUACUCUGUCCAGAAAUGAUUGUUUAUGGCUGUUUGCCCUAUGUGCUGUUGUUGAUACUCCGUUAGAUGCUGACACUUGUGCUGCCCUUCGGAGCAUGCUUCGGAAGUGCGCUACAUUGCGAGCUGUGAAGACUGAGCUUGACGAUGAGGUUGUAAUGCUAAAUAUUCUGGCCACAGUUGCAGGCAGGUAUUUUGGGCAGUCAGGAAGGUGAAAUGUCCUGGUAACUAUCUGUUUUGCUAAUCAUAUUUGUUGAGCAAACUGAGAUUAAGGCAAUUAUUAUAAAAGUUUUCUCCUAUGCAAGAAGAUUUAAACAUCCAAACUCCUAAACUAAACCUCCAAAAUUUCCCAAGUUUCACCAAUAUAUUGCAGUUGUUAGGCGGAUUGGUUUUCUCA